This is a messenger RNA of Talpa occidentalis (Iberian mole), 1187 nucleotides long. It is a transcript of the gene CUNH1orf56, whose product is annotated as chromosome unknown C1orf56 homolog. The coding region runs from base 1 to 1050 and encodes 349 amino acids. Gene Ontology annotation, biological process: regulation of cell population proliferation. Lineage: Eukaryota; Metazoa; Chordata; Mammalia; Eulipotyphla; Talpidae. The transcript has 2 exons. The record is from RefSeq and is a predicted model, not a curated record.
AUGGUCCCCGCCGCCUGCGCGCUGCUCGGGGCCCUGCUGCUGAGCCUGGGGGCCCGGGCGGCGGGGGCCCACGCCCACGGCGCCACCCGGUCGCCGCUGACCACGUUCCACCCCGCGGGCCCCGGCCGCAGCUACCGGACCGCCGGCCGCACGGUUUUCUCCCCGCGGCCCCGCGCUUCCCACAGGGCGAGCGUCACGAUGGAGGACGAGGACGACGUGGGGGCCGCCGCCGACCGCCUGGCCGGCCCGGCCGCCGCCGAGCUCCUGGCCUCCACGGUGACCGGCGUGAGCCGCCUGCAGCCGGGCGAGGAGGACGAGACUCUGGAGGAGGGGGUCGUGAUCAACGCCAGCAAGGGGGGCCCGACCAGCACGGCCGAGGGGCCCAGCUCCAGGUUCCCUGCCAACAUCCAGGAGCCGGAAAUCAGGGUCACCGCCAGCCUGCAGCCGUCCAGCGCCAAGGCGGGCCUGGACAGCACCACGCACACCCUGACCACCGAGGGCACCACCCUCAGCCGCUGGACGACGGCCGGCUCCACCCCGAGCGGGUGGCCGGGGCUGUCGACCUCGCCCUCGGCCAUGCCGGCGCCCGAGGACCUGCACCUGGUGCUCAUGCCCUGGGGCCCGUGGCACUGCCACUGCAAGGCGGGCACCAUGAGCCGGACCCGGGCCGGGAAGCUGCAGGGCCUGUCGGGGCGCCUGCGCGUGGGCGCGCUGAGCCAGCUGCGCACCGAGCACCGGCCCUGCACCUACGAGCAGUGCCCCUGCAACCGCCACCUCGAGGAGUGCCCGCUGGACAACGGGCCCUGCUCCGAGGCCAGCUGCACCACCACCACCACCAGCAGCAGCAGCAGCAGCAGGGCCCCCAGCACCACCACCAGCAUGCCUCCCCUCAGCAGCAGACUCAGACCCAUGCCCCGGCCCUUGGAGGCCCCCAGCCACGACUCUGCCCUUGACUUCUGGAAGCGGGUCAGGCUGGGGCUGGAGGAUAUUUGGAACAGCCUCUCCUCAGUGUUCACAGAGAUGCAGCCAAUAGACAGAAACCAGAGGUGACGUCCACUCCAUGUGCAAGAAAAGGUGCCAGCACCUCAGCCUCGCCUCCCCUUUUAUUCCCAGCAUCCACUGGGUAUUUUUAGUAUAAAAAAACAGAACUAGAAAAAACAUUGUUUGGUCUUGUGUCUUUUUACAGA